Molecule: messenger RNA, 5025 nt
Organism: Sitodiplosis mosellana (orange wheat blossom midge)
Lineage: Eukaryota; Metazoa; Arthropoda; Insecta; Diptera; Cecidomyiidae
Exons: 5
Coding region: 1613-3037 (474 amino acids)
Source: RefSeq, a predicted model, not a curated record
GCACGUAAACUCCCGAGAGAAUCUCAAUGAGAAACAGUUCUCAUUGAGGUUUCAAUUAAGUUGGGUGUGCCUUUGCGUGUCAACAUUAUUCACACAUACAUAGAAGAUAUUGAACCGACAAAAAGAAGCAAACUCGGUUAUUUCAUAAAUCUUUUGUUUGAUUUAUUCGAUAAGACGCACAGAAUGUGUUAAUAUCUUUUGGUGAGUGUACAAACGAGUCAACGACAACAACAGCAACAACGAAAAAUUUUGAAUGAGUGCAAUAGCGAUAAAACUGAAUCGAUCAAAUGUUACUUCAUUCGAUUCAAUUCCAGCUAUAUCAUUAGUUACGCUGAUUGUGUGAGAUUCUGAAAAGGGAGAGAAACAAAUUGUCGUUACAUUUUAACGCUUCGCCACAACGCGGCAAUGUUUUCAACGGCUCAGAACAACAACAAAAAAACUUUCCGAGUAACGAACGAUUGCUGUUGAAACAAUCAUCGGGAUUGUUGUGAGUUUGUAAUUAAAAUGAGACAUAUUCAUUGGACGUAGUCGGCUGCAGUCAGUGCUAAUACUUUUUUGUUUCCACGUUGAAUUUUAAACAUUUCAUAAUUCAACAUCUUUUCAUUGAUUCUCUGUCUCUUUUGCGCGGAAUUUCACGGUGCUCAUUGUGCCGUCGGCGCUCUCUCAUUUACUCGCACAUUCUCGGUCGCCCCAAUUUUUUUUUUCGUACGUACGUUCGUUCGUUUCCAGUGUGUGUUCCAGUCGAAUAAAAAAACAUCAGCGUUGGCUUUACGCUCAAUAGCUUUUAAUGAAAUGAACGAAACAGAGAGAAUAUAUAUUCAAGUUUGUUGUUGUUGUUGUGUGUGCCACCGCCGUUGCUUGCCAUGUAUAAACACGCGAAAUGACUAUAAUAACGUUGGUUCGAUUGUUUGUUGUAAAUGAUGAAUACACACAGCGAAGAGAAGCAGAAAAGUCACUUUGCGGUUGGUGUGCUAGCAUUCGUGUUCAGGUAACGCAAGUGGAUACCUGUUUUAUUUCUUCGUCUGUUCAUCGCUACAGCUUCGUCUCGUCAGUGUGCCGCAUUCUGUGUUUUUUCGGCAUGAAUAACUUUUAAUAUUAUUAUUUAAACUAGCCUAUAGGCUAUGUAUACAUUCAUGGCGUAAGCGUGUGUGAGUGUUCGUUUUUUUUUCUCCACCGUCAGACUCAAUCAACAACAAAAUUUCCAACGACAGCGAAAUUGAUUUUUUUUUUUGCGAAAUAGCAAAACAUUGUGAAUUAUCCAUCGAAGACAGCAACAACAACAGAAAAAAAACGACAUUUACUUGGAAAUUAGCAAUAGGUUCGAGCACACGCAAAACAUUUGUGAUAAAUAAAUCUGUAUUUGUGCUUUGUGUAUCGUUUUGAAUUGUGUUAAUCGGCCAAUAUUUGUGGCAUAUAUAUUUAUUAUUAUCGAUCUGUGGAAUGUUUCCAGCUAGAUGUAGUGAUUCAUCUAACGUAAAUCAAGAGCAAGAAAAAGUGAUUGAAGUGAAAAUACGGUUUAAUCAGCAGCAUUAAAGUUAAACAGUUUUAUAAUAAGUGUGUGUGUGUGUUGGAAAAAAGCAUAAUCAUUAAAAAGUGGCAAGUAAUCAAUAAAAUGAGUGGCAAAGACGAAACGGAUUUAGUGCAAAACAAAGAGUUAUCGAUGGAAAAUGCGACGACGGCACAAUCGAUGAAAAGCAUCAAUCACGAUCCAAGCAAUGGUGAUACAGCACCAGUGAAUGGCGAUAGUUUGACGAAUCCAGAGGAGACGAGUAAACAAUCGGCCGUUGAAUCAUCAACACCGAAACCAAGUACACCUAGCAAUUGGGUGCAAUUCGAGAACGAAGAUGACAGCAGUGAUAAGCAUGAAUCUCCGAACAAAUACAAGCAAAGUCCAGCACAGGCAGCAUCGUCGACGAGUGCAUCGCAACCGCCGCCGGUUUUAACCACCGAAAGUGUUCAUAUAAAUAUCAAAAAUCUACCGUCAUCACAAGUAGCACAGAAGCCAUUAGCCACGUCUAGUCCAGCGGUAAUUGAAAUCGAAACGAAGAAUAAUCUCAAUAAAUCGGUGACCACGUCAUUUUCAACGCCGACACCAACGCCAAAUGAGCAAGGCCUGCGAACAAUUGAAUUGUCAUCGGGUCGGGUACGUGAGGGAUUUGCCAACGGUGAUGUUAUUGUUACAUUGCUUCCAAUCAACACAAGAUGGCCAUGGAUCACGCCAGCUUUAUUUCGCCCAGAAUUAGUUCCCGAAGAGCUUAUGGCACAAGGAUUGACGCUUACCGUCGAGGAGUAUGUUCAUGCCAUGGAGACAUUGGUCAAUGAUUUCCGAUUCACUCUAUACAAUGUAUGCUACAAGCGCGUUCUGUUGUGUUGGGUUUUGUUUGCUUUCUUGGUGUUGCUUGGCUUGCUGUUCUCCGGAUUGAAAGGGAUUCCACUGUUCAGUUUGGGUGUUGGUUGGUUGUUCUUGAAUGCGGCAGCAAUUUUCAUGUGCAUGUGGUUGAAACUAAGGUUGGCCCGUGGUUUGGAAAGAUGCCUUGCAUCAGUGAACAAGCAGCUGAUCAAACACAAAAUCAUUUUGGCGCUGGACGAUCGCGGUCGAAUAUCAUGCCAUAAAGUGAAUUUAUGCUUCAUGUACUAUGAUCCCGAGCAAUGCGUCAAUUAUUUGAACGAUUUCAUUGAACGAUGCGAACAGAAUGGGAACACAAUUGAAGCAGGAUGGGAAUCACGCCUUGAUGUUGACGUUAAUGAUAUUAUCAUCCAAGGCAGUAACACGACUCGAGUCUCGAAACGAAAGGCGGUGGGUGAAUUACUCUAUCUUCGGUAUCUGGGACGGUGGGGUAAAGAUUACCUAAGAAGAAGAUUGGAUUGGAUUUUCGAGGAGAAUGGAAUGCAUGAGAUGCCACGCCAUUUGCAAUCAUCACUAUGCCCAUGCCAAUACGCCGAAGAAAUGAUAUUGAAUAAACCGCGGAAAGAUGAACGUGCCUGUUGCCCGAAAUGCAACGACUGGUUAAACUCGCACGGCAUUUCGUUAUGUUAAAACAGAACAGAGAAACACAAACAUAUCAGCACAAUGUUUUUAUUUACCUAAAAGACGCCGAGUUUAGAUCCAAAGAAAAAUGUUACUUUUUGCAAAAUUGAUCCAUACAUUGAAAAUGAAUCGAAAAUUGAACCAUUCCUUGAACUUGAAAUGACAGCCAUUCGAAAAUCGAAUGAAAAAUGCUAUCGGCUUUUACAUUGAGCUUCCGAAAAAAUAACCCAAACAACCAACCUUCAAACUAAUCAACUGUAUUUUACAACUAACACAUACACACCGACUAACACCGUGAAUGUUGAAUGUCAUUAAUGCUCUCGUUCAUUUUUUGUUGCUAUGUGUUCGUUUAUUUUUUCUUUCUCUCGUUAGUUUCUCGUAAUUGACGUUGGUAUUUGGCUUGACUUUUACUUUGUACUUAAUUUUUGGUUUCCUUUUUUAUGAUUUUGUUUAUGUUAUCGUUUUUGUUUCGAUUUGCUUUGUCUCUUUUAUUUCUCGGUUCCGUUUUGUCGUGGCAGGAACGUGCUCUCCUGCUAUUUCUCCGAUACGCCAGUCGCUGGGGUAACCAAACCAUGCGCGGUUUUAUUAAAACGGGUGUUACAGAACCGGCGCGACAUUGUGCACCAUACAUUUGCCCAUGCCAAUUUAUCGAAGAGCAUUUGAAAUGCAAACCACAAGGCAAGUUGAAAUAUUUAAAAAUCAGUUAUUGGUGUUCGGCUUCCGAGUAUUACGACUGAACACCUGAUUGUUUUUCCCUCGCCGCAUUUGUAUCGGCUAAUUUUUUCGAUUGACAUGUGACGACACAGUGACUAACCGGGUUAUUUAACUUACUCUAAACAAAGACCGUUUACUAAUUAUUUUGGCAAAAAAAUCUCCAUUUUUAGAACAUAAAACAGACUUUUUUAAAAUUACAAACUAUUUAGUACUGAUAUUGAGCCUAAUUUUACGCAAUUGAAUGCGUAUGCAGAAGAGAAAAAUUCUAAUUUGAUGUGAAUAACCAAUUAACACCAAUUUUAUCAUCUUGAAAUUUGUUUUUAGGUCUUUGUAAAUAUGGUUUCGAAAGCAAUUUUUAUUCAAAAUUUCCUCCGCUUUUGGCUAACAAAGUGAACGAAUUUCUUUGGCUCAAUUUCGAAAUGUAAAUCAAAUUGAAAAGAAAGAAAACAAACGAAAAAAUGAUUAAAUUGUCAAUAACAAUGAACAUUGAGCAAAAUUUGUAAACUAUUGAACAAAAUACCGAAGAAAAUGUAUCAAACUGAACAAACCAGUUUGAAAAAAAUGAUCAAAAUUUAAAAUGGUCCCGAAAUAAUUGAACAAAAUUUAGAAAGGUGUCAAAUUGAGAACAAACGAGCAGGAAUCGAAAAGUUCAGUUGAAGAAAAUAAAAAAAUGUUCAGGUUGAUAGGUACUUAUUAUUAAACCAUUGGUUCGAAAAAUUCCAAUAUUUUCCACUAUAUAUUUACCCAAAGCAAUUUAAAUAAUGUAAUUAACGCGAUUGAAUCGCAUGUUAACAUUUCUCGCGCGAAUUUCCAACUUUAAAAUAUUCAAAUGUUUUUGUAAUGGAAAAUGAUUUUCUCAAAAAUCAUUUUGUCUCUUGUCAAUAAUUAAAGUGUACUUAUGAAAUUUAUGAAGAAAAACAAAUCUGUAUGAGUUCUGAACUACCGUCCAAAAUAUCUAUAUUUCGAAAGAAAAAUUCUCAUGAGUUUAUGUGUAGAUCAAACAAUGUUGUCUCUUUGGACUAAGCGAACAAAAUACAUAUAUGUAUAGAACUUGAAUAUUGAAAAGAGAAAAAGUAGAAUUUGAAUGGGGAGAAAAGAAAAAAAAAUGGUUGUAGCAAACUAAGUACUUAACUCUUUAUCGUUAUUGGUCGAUGUAGAAAACCUCCACACUCUUUUGAGCAAGGAAUAUACACUGAAUGACAAAAAGUAUAAAUAGUUGAUAUUUUUCGAGUGUUUACAUUGAGAAUAUAAAAAUUGUUGUAAAUAAAAGUGAUUGAAAUCAA